Parasteatoda tepidariorum (common house spider) is the source of this 1103-nucleotide messenger RNA. NCBI's taxonomy places the organism in Eukaryota, Metazoa, Arthropoda, Arachnida, Araneae, Theridiidae. The record is from RefSeq and is a predicted model, not a curated record.
UGUUCUCUUUCGAUUAACAGUAUCAGAAACGGUCUUCUUACAGCAGUUCAAAGCUCUCCAAUGGCUCGUUAUCAAUUCAUCGUUCUUUUUGUCAGUUUGGCAGUUGUAGUUGCUUUAGAAAACUCAACGAGUGAAAAUGACAACCAAAAUCUAAAGAAGAAACCUGAUCGUAAUGGAAGAAAGUACACUAGCUUCUACAGCAACUUAAAUUUUGAUGAUAAAAUCGAUGAAACUGAGGCACCAGAAGAGAAACCUGUAUACUCUGAUUCUGGUCUUCCCAAGCCACUUGCUAAGGGUGACAAAACCUUUUCCGACAAAAGCGACUAUAAAUUUCCGGAGUACACUAAGGGAUACCCAAUAGUACCUUAUACCUUCAAAGGAUUUCCUUACUAUGGACCUUAUUAUUAUGGCGAAAAUACAGAAGAAAUGCCAAAAGACCAAAUGAUGGACAUGAUGGAAAUGAUGAAUGCCCUAAACAAACUUCAAGGUUCUUCAAAGAAGGAAGAAAAGGGUAUCUUAGCUACACUUUUCUCGGAGCCUAAAAUAGUAGCUCUAGCUGCGAUGUUUCCUCUGGCUAUUAUGUUAGCUACUUUUGCUCCAGUUAUAAUGAAUUACAUUAAACCCUCUCCAGGAAUGCCAUCAACAAUUACAACAAUAGCCAACAGCAAAAUGGCUCGAGCUCUUACUGACAAAGAAAAUCUGGAAUCAACUCUGCAGAUCUUGAUGGAAUUCGGAGAAAAAGCCUUUAGUAAAGGUGAAUGCUUUCAAAAGGCUUUUUGUGAACUUGCAUUACAGCAUGGGGGUAAAAAUAACAUGAAGAAUAUCGCUACAGUUGUCAACAAGUUGGGCAAAAAAGAUUGGUUGAAAAGUUUUCAUGCAAAACACUUAGUUGAAGGUUUGGAGCAUGGCGAUUGCACAAACGUAUGCCACAGAUCAGCAAGACAUCAUAAGCAUAGAAGCCUUUAACCAGCUGUCCAUUUUGAGGACUUGAUUUUGAUUGUUGAAUCAACACUGUGAAGAUAUGGAUAAAUGAUACCAGAAGAAUUUUUUUCCAAGCCUUCUUUCUGAAUCCAGUAUUUUUCUAAUAUUUGUUGCAUCAAAAU